UGUUUUUAUUGGUUGCAAAUCAUAAAGGCAGAGCUGCUGAUAAACCAACCUACCCCCUACCCCCCCCCCUCUCUCUCCGGGUUUCUUCCUUGAAGAUCAAUAUGCUGAUUUCCACCAGCAGCCCCGGAGAGCACUUAGUCAGCCGGGUUCUGCCAGCCUCUGCCUGCUGCUUCAUCUCUCGUAGAGAGUUGCAGCAGGGAGAGGCUGGCCCCGGACUUCCACAUGCACUUCGCUCUCCGAGCACAUUAACUGGCUCACGAAGUCAUGAGCGUGAGCAGCAGCACCACCACCUGACCGCCAUUCUGCACCCCGAAACUUUCCGUUUUCCUGCCCGCCGUUCUCUCGGACUUCCUUUUGAUCCCCUCCGCCACCGGAGUGGAUGUGGUGCUAGCGGUGGAGGUAGAGCAGGAGGAGGAAGGGCGGGAGUGGGGGUGGGGGAGAAGAGCUACGAGGGCUGCUUGAGAUUUACAAUCUGCCUUCACGAUCUCGGGACCUCAGGGUUGGAAAGAAGAGUUCCACCAUGGGCUGCAAGUGAAAGGAACUUGGGCUUACUCGGGGCUUUGGCAGAAGUUGAGACUUUCCUCGGGGGCUUCCUGGAGGGCGAGCCGGGCCUUUCUACACGCGGAGGGAGAUUUCUCCACUGUUGAAUGUAAAGAUCUCCAUGGUAACUCAAACCCCCAGCCUCUUUGUAGCAGCUUGCAAGAAGCAGUUUUCAACAGCUCAAAGGUCUCACGGCCAGAGCGUGGAUCACACUUCUUGCAAGCCUCAUUGUAUUGAGGUGGGGCUAAGAUGAGCAUAACCAGCGAUGAAGUGAAUUUCUUGGUUUAUCGUUACCUCCAGGAGUCAGGUUUUUCCCAUUCCGCCUUUACAUUUGGAAUAGAGAGUCAUAUUAGCCAAUCCAAUAUCAAUGGAACACUAGUGCCACCUGCUGCCCUUAUCUCUAUACUUCAGAAAGGCCUACAGUAUGUGGAAGCAGAGAUAAGCAUCAAUGAGGAUGGUACAGUGUUUGAUGGCAGACCUAUAGAGUCAUUAUCUUUGAUAGAUGCAGUAAUGCCUGAUGUAGUGCAAACUCGGCAGCAGGCUUUCAGGGAGAAAUUAGCACAGCAGCAAGCUAGUGCAGCAACAGUUGUAGCUACAACAGCAACAGCAACAGCAACAGCAGUCACAACUACUACAACAGUCACAACAACAACUAUUGCUGUCCCACAGCAAAAUACACCAAAGACCGGAGAAGCCACUGUGAAUGGAGAGGAGAAUGGGGCCCAUGCAAUAAAUAAUCACUCAAAACCAAUGGAAAUCGAUGGGGAUGUUGAAAUUCCUUCUAAUAAAGCAACAGUUCUUAGGGGUCAUGAAUCAGAAGUGUUCAUCUGUGCCUGGAAUCCUGUCAGUGAUCUACUAGCAUCAGGAUCUGGUGAUUCCACUGCCAGAAUAUGGAAUCUUAAUGAAAACAACAAUGGUCCUUCCACACAACUAGUUUUGAGGCACUGUAUAAGAGAAGGAGGGCAUGAUGUUCCCAGCAAUAAGGAUGUGACAUCACUAGACUGGAAUAGUGAUGGAACACUUUUAGCUACUGGGUCAUAUGAUGGCUUCGCAAGAAUAUGGACAGAAGUUGGAAAUCUUGCAAGCACUUUAGGGCAACAUAAAGGGCCCAUCUUUGCUCUGAAGUGGAACAAAAAGGGCAAUUACAUUUUAAGUGCAGGCGUUGAUAAAACAACAAUAAUUUGGGAUGCUCAUACAGGUGAAGCUAAACAACAGUUUCCUUUCCACUCAGCCCCAGCCCUGGACGUAGAUUGGCAGAACAAUACUACUUUUGCAUCAUGCAGCACUGAUAUGUGCAUACAUGUAUGCAGACUUGGCUGCGAUCGUCCAGUCAAAACCUUUCAAGGCCACACGAAUGAGGUCAAUGCAAUUAAAUGGGAUCCUUCUGGUAUGCUUCUAGCAUCCUGCUCAGAUGAUAUGACGUUAAAGAUUUGGAAUAUGAAGCAGGACACUUGUGUACAUGACCUUCAAGCACAUAACAAAGAGAUUUAUACUAUCAAAUGGAGUCCAACAGGACCAGGUACCAGCAACCCAAACUGCAACAUUAUGCUGGCAAGUGCUUCAUUUGAUUCUACUGUUCGGUUGUGGGAUGUAGAAAAAGGAAUCUGCACUCACACGUUAACAAAACAUCAAGAACCUGUCUACAGUGUAGCUUUUAGUCCUGAUGGAAAAUAUUUAGCAAGUGGAUCCUUCGACAAAUGUGUUCAUAUAUGGAAUACCCAGAGUGGGACUCUAGUACAUAGCUACAGAGGUACCGGUGGAAUAUUUGAAGUCUGCUGGAAUGCUAGAGGAGACAAAGUCGGAGCCAGUGCUUCAGAUGGAUCGGUGUGUGUUCUAGACCUGCGAAAGUAAAUAUUUUAGAAGAAACUGCAAAUGGACCAGCAUUGAAUGUAGAGGUAGAAGCACUCUUCAAACGUACUUUUAACCUCUCUGGAAUGGCAAAAACUGGGGGAAAUAAACAGAAGUAGAACUAAACAAAUAAUGCAUUUCUCCCAGGCAAAAGGAGCUUGCAAUGUUUUGUCCAUCAACCUUCAUCAAGGUUUUAAAACAAAAUCACUUGGGGAGGGGGGAAUUUUUCCACUAUGAGCCUACAGCCUUUGGAGGCAAGCAAGAAGGUGGCCAUCAACAGCUAAACCUGCUGUUUGCUGGGGUCAGAUCUCUGAGGCCUCAUUUUGACAGCUGCUAAAAAGAAGAGGAAAAGCUGUGCCAAAAACAAUAACAAUUAAAAGGAAAACAAAAUCUAUGAAGCAAAAUGCUUUGAUAAACCAAAAUGGGAAAAAAUUCUCCUCCAUGUGGUAUUGCAUUGUUUUUCUUUCUAGUUUGGACACUACAAUUGCUCUCCCAAAGGACAUUCAAAAACCAGUUUGUAUUGAUGAUACACUCAAAUUUGUAAUCCCAACACUUUGUAUUUUCUAGACUACUGUUAUUUGUUCAGUGAUUUUUUUCUUAUCAGCUGGAAUGUUACAGCCUUGACAAUAAUAGGCAUAGGUUCAAAUUGAAUGUCUCUCUCUCUCUCUCUCUCUCUCUUCUUCUCCUUCUCCUCCUCC
Molecule: messenger RNA, 3086 nt
Organism: Pseudonaja textilis
Lineage: Eukaryota; Metazoa; Chordata; Lepidosauria; Squamata; Elapidae
Gene: TBL1X
Product: transducin beta like 1 X-linked
Biological process (GO): regulation of transcription by RNA polymerase II
Cellular component (GO): histone deacetylase complex
Molecular function (GO): transcription corepressor activity; protein binding
Source: RefSeq, a predicted model, not a curated record